AUGUCGUCAAAGAGGGCACCCCUACGAAGUCCUCUGCGCGGGCUUCUUUCAAGACUGGGAGGGUAUCUGGGUUUUGUUGCUGGUGCUGGACUGACACUAAUAAUCCGUCUUCCCCUCGGCGGGGGAGAUAGGCUUCGAGGAGAGCUGAGAAUUUCAAAGCGGAUCUUUCGCUCCUCUCGGGUUCGAGAGCGUGAGCGUGAGCGUGAGCGUUCCCUGCGCCUGCUUUCGUGCCUGGACUCGAGGGUUGUGGUCUGCCGGCGCUCUUCUCUUGUUGCCCGGGUGAAUCGGACGGCAGGAACCUCCCAGUCUGAGUGA
Penicillium taxi is the source of this 315-nucleotide messenger RNA. RefSeq lists its product as uncharacterized. The transcript has a single exon. Bases 1 to 315 code for a protein of 104 amino acids. The record is from RefSeq and is a predicted model, not a curated record. Lineage: Eukaryota; Fungi; Ascomycota; Eurotiomycetes; Eurotiales; Aspergillaceae.